Messenger RNA from Mycosarcoma maydis (corn smut), 366 nucleotides. RefSeq lists its product as uncharacterized. The record is from RefSeq and is a predicted model, not a curated record. Bases 1 to 366 code for a protein of 121 amino acids. NCBI's taxonomy places the organism in Eukaryota, Fungi, Basidiomycota, Ustilaginomycetes, Ustilaginales. Gene Ontology annotation, cellular component: mitochondrion; respiratory chain complex IV. The transcript has 2 exons.
AUGCUGGCUACGCCCGAGCCAGCACCGGCGCCGACGAGGAACGAGCGCAAAGCAUGCUGGUCGCAUCGCGAUAGCUACUUUGCGUGCCUGACUCGAAAAGGUGUCACAAUCCCUCCGGGAACAGAUAUGAGCGACGGAAGAGGCCCCGUUGGAAAGGCUGCCAAGGAGGAACAAGAAAGGCUGGCGAAGGAGAAGAAGCAGACAAGCGAGGAAGCGCGCAAGCAAGACCCUUGUCUCGCCGAACGACAAGGGUAUGAGUCCAAUUGCGCCAGAAGUUGGGUAGACUACUUCAACAAGAGACGAGUGCUUGAGGAGCGCCAGAAGAUGAUGUAUGCUCAAGCCGAAUCAGGUGCCUCUAAAUUCUGA